UCUUCAACAUGGUUUUCAAGAUAUUCGUCGUGCUCUCCCUCGUGGCCGCAGUCUUCGCUUGGCCCGAGACUGGUUAUCCGAGCCACGAGGAACCAGCCAAGUACUCGUUCAAGUACGAGGUGAAGGACGAGCCAUCUGGCAACGACUUCGGCCACCAGGAGGCUCGAGACGGCCCCCACACUCAGGGCGACUACUUCGUCAAGCUUCCCGACGGCCGCCUGCAGCAGGUCGCUUACACCGUGGACGGCGACUCCGGAUUCGUGGCCGAGGUCAGCUACGAGGGGGAGGCCCAGUAUCCCCAACACCAGCCAACCGGAUAUGCUUAAAGCAACCGUAAUCCUUUAGAUUAUAUGA
Messenger RNA from Penaeus monodon (black tiger shrimp), 354 nucleotides. Its product is annotated as pro-resilin-like. Gene Ontology annotation, cellular component: extracellular matrix. The record is from RefSeq and is a predicted model, not a curated record. The coding region runs from base 9 to 326 and encodes 105 amino acids. The transcript is spliced from 3 exons. Lineage: Eukaryota; Metazoa; Arthropoda; Malacostraca; Decapoda; Penaeidae.